AUGCUACGAGAAAACCUCAAGUUCCGAGCGCAGAAGGGAGAUGUGGUUCAGUCAGCAUUUCCUAAGAGCGGUACACAUUGGAUGAUGUACAUUGUGUUGCUUAAUCUGAGAGAAGGAGAGGCAAUGACUACGUAUGAAGAGUUCGCUAAGGAAUAUCGCUUGAUUGAGUAUACGGAUAUAAAGGGCUGGAAGUCAUCUCUGCCCAUGAGAACAUUUGCCACCCACUUGCCUUUGAGUGAGGACACCAUUAGUGAAGAAGGAAAGUACAUUUACGUUGCCCGCAAUCCGUGGGACGUGUGCGUUUCAAUGUACCACAUGGUUACCAACCUCGGCUCAUAUGAGUACCAGGAUGCCACGUUCGAAGAAUUUGUUAACGUGUUUGUCAGCGGGAACUUUGGCUACGGUGACUACUUCGAACACGUGGCGUUGGCUUACAACAUUAGGCACCAACCGAACGUGCUCUUCGUUACUUACGAAGAAAUGAAGAAGGACACCCGUGACGUGAUUAUCAAGGUAGCGCACUUUUUGGGAGAGCGCUAUGAACGAGCUUUAUUAGAAGAUGAAACAUUGCUUCACAAGAUGCUGGAGAGCUCCAAGCCGGAGCACAUGCGCAGUGUCGUGGUCGUCGACUUUCGCAAAAGCCGCACCCCUCACGGGAAGAAGGUAUUAGACCGAAGCUUGAUAACCUGCAAGCAGGGCUACGAAGGAGAUCAAAGGAAAUACGGUCUAGUGCGAACAGCCAAAGUUGGAGGGUGGAAAGAACACUUCACGCCAGAGCUGCUCCGACGCAUGGAAGCUAGAAUCAGCGAGGCAGAGACGGUGUCAUCCUUUAUGGAUCUCUGGAAGGACAUCCGAGACGAGGCAUUCAAGUUAUCGCAAGGUGUCUGA
Messenger RNA from Dermacentor andersoni, 888 nucleotides. RefSeq names its product 3-beta-hydroxysteroid sulfotransferase-like. Gene Ontology annotation, molecular function: sulfotransferase activity. The record is from RefSeq and is a predicted model, not a curated record. NCBI's taxonomy places the organism in Eukaryota, Metazoa, Arthropoda, Arachnida, Ixodida, Ixodidae.